Molecule: messenger RNA, 192 nt
Organism: Podarcis lilfordi (Lilford's wall lizard)
Lineage: Eukaryota; Metazoa; Chordata; Lepidosauria; Squamata; Lacertidae
Source: the annotation of a GenBank genome assembly
AUGCCCCCGCUGGAGGAAUCCUCUUUGCAGGUGGAUCUGCUGCUCCCCAAAGCAGAUGCUACAGGGGAGCAGGUUAUGUCAAUGAACAGGGAGAUGGAGCAGGAGGAUCUGGGACCUUCGGAGGUGACUGCAUCCCCAACCCCCUCCACAAGAUACAGGGGUCCCAGGAACAGUAUCAGAGGUAGAGGAUGA